Messenger RNA from Chara braunii, 1899 nucleotides. The record is from the annotation of a GenBank genome assembly. Lineage: Eukaryota; Viridiplantae; Streptophyta; Charophyceae; Charales; Characeae.
GGCGUCAGUCAUCACUUGUCGUCUGCUGUUUGUCGCCCUCAGGGUGGCCGUUACGCUGUGGUGCGUUGGCGUCGUUACUUGCCCUUGCGAGAACGCUUGUCUUACAUGGCCGACGUGUUCCGCAAGCUGCUGCUGCUCCUCCUCGCCGUGAUUCUGCUUCUCGUUGUGGUAUUUGUUCAGGUGUGCAUAUUGGGGAGGUUGCCUUCACGUGGUCGCAGGAAAGGGCGGGCGAGGAAGAGUGUGGCCAUGGACAGAAGGCGGCCGAAUCUGAGCACGUUGUCCGCCCCUUAUCCCGAUGACCGGCCUCCGAUCUGUACCGGUGUAGACAGAAGGGCGGCAGGUCCAUCACCGUACGAAGGACUGCCGCCUCACUUGCAACCUCUGCCYGAUUCGGACGAGGGGGAGGCGGAGGUAGACGUGUCCAGGACAGUUCCGCUGGGUAGUGGUUCAACCCAGGAAUGGACGGGUAGCCAGUUGUAUGAUCGGCGCCCAGCGAAGUACGGGCAGUCGUUCACUUCCCUCCUCCACGAAGGUGCGGAGGAGGAGGAAUGCCUCCCCCCUAUAGAUCUCACAUUUGGCCUUCAGAGCGGGAGCCCAUCUUCAGCCACGCGCACUGUGGUCGUCAACCCUCAUCCCGACGACGACGCGGGGCAGGUGACAUUGGGUGGCAGGGGCACGAGGGGCGGAGCGGCGGCAGAGGUGACGUCGGGGAAGACGACGGCAUGGCCUCGAACGCAGGCGACUUCUCGGGCGCGGAUAUGGAAGGAGGUGAGGAAGGAGUUGCGGCGGCAGCAAGAAGACUCCAUAACGCAAGGUGUGCAGCGAUUACGAGUGGGUGAGCGGAGUGAGCAAGCAGACGUGGUCGGUGGGGUUGGUGACGUGUGGACAACCACCGACGAAUUUCAGUGCGACGUGGAGGAGGACGACACCGCCGACGUCUUCCCGGUGCGUGCGCCAAACAUGGGUGGAAGGGGCGGCAGGGGCAGGGCUUCGACGACUGCGGUGCGGAGGCGGACGAGGUCGUCCGCGGGCUCAACGGAUGCGGAGGGCGAGGGGGAUGGGGAGGGAGGCCGAAAUUUCUGGUCCGUGGAACACAUGGUGUCCCUCAUCAGGGCGAAGCGGGAUCAAGACGCCCAGCUGCAAGCGUCCGGCCACAGCUUCACUCGGAUGCGUUCGAGGGAGUGGAAAUGGUUGGACGUCAGGAAGAGGUUGCUGAAGGUCGGCAUCGACAGGCCGGCUGACAAAUGCGGAAAAAAAUGGGACAAUCUCAUGCAACAUUUCAAAAAGGUGCACCUUUUCAUGGGCACGUCGGGGAGGGAGGACUUCUUCCAGUUGACAAGUCAGCAGAGGGCAGACAAAGGAUUCAACUUCACCAUGGAUCGCGCGAUGUACGACGAGAUCAAAGGGGCGAAGGAGAGGAGCCACACUGUCAGCCCGACAAAUGUUGCAGACAUCGGUGGCGCAGGGGGUGUGCAACUCGCAUCUGCUCAGUCGGCGCCUCGGGAAUCUGUGGGGGAUGGGGAUGCCGCCGCUGAUGGCAUCGACGAAGACGACACCUCAGCACGGGGGGGUUCACACACGAGUGGCAGUCCGGCCGGGUUAGGGAAGAGAAAGAAUGUGCGGAAGCAAACAUUCGACGCGUUGGCGGAGAGCAUGGACAAGCAUGGGGUGUUGAUGGCGUCGACGAUGGAGAGCGCGAGCAAGAGGCAAUGCUCCAUUCCAAUUCGGCAGUGUGAAGCUAUCGAAGCGGAGGUGGAGAUCCAGAAACAACACUGCGCUGCCUCUACUGAAGUUAGCAAGCUUAUGUGUCAGGCGCUGCUGGAAAUAGCGAAGGCUAUACGAGAGCGGUAGACGGCAGCGUCUGCCAGAGGUCAUUGCGAGGCUAUGGCCAUCAAUUCA